AUGUCGUCUCUAACUGAUAAGCCUGUUUCUGUUGGCCAAGAAGAUGCCGUCGAGAAAGAGCUUGAGCAUGAUUUAAAUUCUGAGGGACACGAUGCCGAUUUCUCGGGGAUUGAUGAGAAGAAGACGCUAAGAAAGAUGGACGUCAGACUCAUUCCAGCUCUCGCAGUCUUGUAUUUGCUGGCUUUUCUUGAUCGUGGAAAUAUUGGCAAUGCGAAAAUUCAAGGCCUCACCAAAGACCUUCAUCUAUCAGAUAACGGAUACAAUAUUGCGUCGACUGUCUUCUUUCUAACAUACUGCGCCUUCGAGGUCCCUUCGAAUCUUCUUCUCAAACGCCUCCGCCCAUCUAUCUGGCUGCCUUCCAUUAUGAUCGCCUGGGGAACCUGCACCGUGUGUCUAGGAGUCGUCCAGAGUUACCACGCGUUAGUCGUCAUCCGCAUCUUUCUUGGCGUCACGGAAGCUGGUCUCUACCCUGGUGUGGCGUACUACCUGACAAUGUGGUACUGCACGAACGAAAUGGCUCUUCGACAGGGUCUCUUCUUCAGUGCGGCUUCGAUGGCUGGAGCUUUCUCUGGGCUUCUUGCUUAUCUCAUCGUUAAGAUGAACGGCGUUGGCGAAUACGAGGGCUGGAGAUGGAUUUUUAUCCUCGAGGGCCUCCUUACCGUCGUUGUCGCUAUUGCCGCUUUCUUUCUGCUCCAUGAUUUCCCAGAAACUGCUUCGUUCUUAACGCCGGAGGAGAGAGCUUGGGCUGCUCAUCGUCUCAAGUACCAAGGAUCUAAUCGCUCUGACAGGAUGGUUGCUGAGGAUGACAAGUUCAAGUGGAAAUAUGUUUUCCAGGCUAUGACUGAUUGGCAGCUAUAUCUCGGAAUUCUGAUGUACUGGGGUAUUGUCUGCCCCCUCUACGGAAUCAGCCUCUUCCUGCCUACCAUCAUUUCUCAAUUGGGUUACACUGCGACAAUUGCUCAACUGCUCACAAUCCCGAUUUACAUCACAGCGGCCGUCGUGACAUUGGUGGUCUGCUACUUCUCGGACAAGGCCGCAAAAGCAGGGAGGAGCCGCUCGCCAUACGUCUUCUUUCCGAUGUGUGCAAUCCUCGUCGGUUUUAUUAUGGCCAUCGCUGGAUCUGCGGCAGGCACUGUCCCUGGCGUCGUCUACGCCGGCGUUUUCAUUGCCACCUGUGGAAUCUACCCAGCCUUCCCAGGAAACAUUACUUGGAUGUCUAACAAUCUCGCCGGUUCCUACAAGCGUGCAGCCGGUAUGGCGUUACACAUUGGCGUUGGAAAUUUAGGAGGCGCAAUGGCCUCGAACUUCUACCGCAAAGUCGAUUCUCCUAAGUUCCUGCUAGGCCACGGGCUCGAACUCAUGUUCUGUGUUAUUGGGAUGAUUGCUUUAGCUGCGUUGAGAUAUAGUUAUAUGCGGAUUAAUGAGAAGAGAGAUGCUUUGCAUAAUGAUGGGAGCGAACAUACAGAUCAACAGUUAAGUGAGAUGGGAGACAGGGCCCCAACGUUUAGAUACCAGCUAUAG
Pseudogymnoascus verrucosus is the source of this 1521-nucleotide messenger RNA. RefSeq lists its product as uncharacterized. Gene Ontology annotation, biological process: transmembrane transport. The transcript is spliced from 3 exons. The record is from RefSeq and is a predicted model, not a curated record. Gene Ontology annotation, cellular component: membrane. Gene Ontology annotation, molecular function: transmembrane transporter activity. Bases 1 to 1521 code for a protein of 506 amino acids. Lineage: Eukaryota; Fungi; Ascomycota; Leotiomycetes; Thelebolales; Thelebolaceae.